AUGGGUGCCAUUGCUAUCCAAACCAUCAUUACUUCUGCUCUCCUCUACUUUUUCCUGGGUCUCCUCAUCAACAACCCGGCAGGUUGUGAGGCUAAGCGCAUAUUAUUCCGCAACGAAGUUCUGAAAGAUGGCUACUCUCUCCAAUGUGGUGACAAUCUCUUUAAAAUGCAACAUGACUGCAACCUGGUCCUCUACCAUGGUACUACCCCAGUAUGGGCUUCUAAUACCGGAGGAUUGGGCCGGAAUUGCCAUUGUAGGAUGCAAUCGGAUGGAAAUCUUGUAGUCUAUAAUCAAAAUAAUCGCCGAAUCUGGGCCACCAACACCAGUCGUGGCGAGGGUCACUAUGUUCUUAUACUUCAUAGUGACGGCAACGUGAUUAUCUACGGCGGUGCUAUUUGGACUACCAAAACCUCCAGAGAGUCUGAUGAUCCAAUCACUUCGUUGGGGGAAAUCGGAUCAUAUGACCCACAAGGUUACAUUAUGGAUCAGCAGUAA
This is a messenger RNA of Telopea speciosissima, 495 nucleotides long. RefSeq names its product mannose-specific lectin-like. NCBI's taxonomy places the organism in Eukaryota, Viridiplantae, Streptophyta, Magnoliopsida, Proteales, Proteaceae. The record is from RefSeq and is a predicted model, not a curated record. The transcript has a single exon. The coding region runs from base 1 to 495 and encodes 164 amino acids.